Fraxinus pennsylvanica is the source of this 3516-nucleotide messenger RNA. Lineage: Eukaryota; Viridiplantae; Streptophyta; Magnoliopsida; Lamiales; Oleaceae. The record is from the annotation of a GenBank genome assembly.
AUGGAAAGAAACAGAGAUUUGAGGAGAGUGAGCAUGGCUGCUAUCAACGGGGUAUCGAAAAGACGACACAAAACCAACAACAUCCGUGAUUCACACGAAGAAGAUGGAGAAAUGGAAUUACAGGAAAGAGGGCGAGCACAGAAGAAGAAUACGAGUCGAGAGGUUUCAAAGAGAAGAAGGGUAGAGAGAGAUAUACACCAUGGGAGAGCUGGUGGAAGUAACAGAGAGGUGGAGACUGGAGGUGGAGAUGCGGAUUGCAAGGAUGACAGUUGUGAGGAAGACUACGAGGAGGAAGAGAAUGGAAGAAUUCGUCGUCUUAAUCAGAUGGAUCGACUGGGGCCACCGUACAAUAGUCAGAGUCAGCGGCGGAGGCUUCGUACCUUACGGUCAUCGCCGGCACUGAGGACGGUCUCCGAUGAGAUUAUCGGUGUUCCAAUUCCUAGAAGAACUCGCUCUGCUUCGACAAAAAGGUUGCACGAGUACUGCAAUUCAGAGAGUGGGGGAUCCGAGGAAGACCUAAGUUACCGGAGACUUUCAUCGGCGGCAGCGAAUCCGAAGGGUGGUGACACUGUCGCUCCUUCGUCUUCGGGUGUUUGUUCGAAGGAGAAGACACUCAACUUUUCUAACUCAUCCGGCCCUAAAAUUUGCAUUCCGAAAAGUUUUUCCAAUUCCAGGCAUUCUUCAUUGAUUCAAGAUGAUGAGAUAGAGGUUGCCGAAGCUCUGUUCGAUCUGCUGAAGCAAUCUCAAUCCUCAAAAAAGCAAGAAAAUCUUGAUUCAGAUUGCAAAAACAAUGCUGGUGAUAAAUCUUCUCAGACAUCAGAUUUGUCUCGGGACGUAAGCUCAUCUUUCACCACAUUGCUAGAUGAUGGCUUAAGGAGGGAAAAAGCUGGGGAUGAUUCUUUUCACGUUCAAAAUGGGCAAUCAAUGGAAGUGGAUACUAAAACAAUCAUGAUUGACGGAAUGGAGCCGAUGAAGGAGAAAUUUCCAAGUAACACAGCAGCUCAAAAAUCCAUUUCUGAUGGCGUAGUAAAUAAAGAGGAAAUGGUGGAUCGAAAAGAAAGUGAAUCAUCACCAUGUGCCAAAGUCAAUGAAGAUGAACCAAUGGAUUCGACAGGGACAAAAGCGAAGACUAGGGCAAUGGAGGUGGAGACUACUCGAGAGACCAAGUUCGGGAUUGAUUUGAUGGCUCCUCCGCCCUUGCCUUCGUCCCCUGAAAGAGAUGGGUUGAUCUGUAAAGUGUACGAUCAUAAAUGUACAAGCCAUAAUGUUCAAAUGGAUGAUCCAUCAGCAGUUGCAAUGCAUGAAGAGAAAAAAAAGGGAAGAAUUGGUAUUAAGCAAGAAUCGCAAAACAUUGAUAGCAGCGGCCCAAGUAAACCACAGCAGCAGGGUGGGAAGCAGCAGAAAACUCAGUUGCAAUCUUCUUCAUUGGCUUUCUCAAUUGCUACGAGUAGCUGGCCUGGUGUUCUUUCUCAUUCGGGACUUAUGCCCUCAAUGCGGACAGACAAUCCCAUAAAUGGAAGUGCCAGAUCUUCAACUGCAUUUCAGCUACCUCCAUUUAAACUCUCACAGCCUCAGCCAAGGAGAUGCGCAACACAUCAGUGUAUUGCAUGGAACAUUUGUUAUCAUCAGCAACUUACUGAGAAAGCUCUGUGGUCUGGAGCAGCUGGUCCUACUUUAUGUGGAGCUAAGACAUCAAAUCAUAAUUCUAUGCAACCAACACAGAAGUUGAUACUUGAAAACAAGUCACGAGUAGACUUCUUUCCAGGAGAUCAGAAUUUGACAACUAAAGGAACCAAUGGAAAAGACAAAAGCACGGAAACUGUUGCAAGUUUGGAUAUUGCACAGAGUAGAAAUCAUGUUCUUCAACAAGCUCCACGGCAAGUCCAUGCUGGUAAUUUGAUGCAUGGCCCUGCUUUGAUAUUUCCACGUGGUGAUCGUCAAGCAGCGGUGGCAGCUACGAAUAAUAGUUCUGGACCUCCUCAAUCUGCUUCUAUCAUGGGCGAUGCAUCUUUGUCUACUAAUUUUCCCUCGGGACUCUCAGUAUUGAGCUUUGAUCAUUCGAAAUUCCCCUCCAAUGAAGCAUCCCCAUACAGUUCCAACAUUGAAAUGCCUCCUCCUAGAGGAACACAGGCCCCAGUUGUGCCUUUUCUUAACGGUUAUUAUUCUUUGCCACCAUUCAGUUUUCCUCAAAAUCAGCCACAGUUGUCCCAUCCUCGCGUUCUAGCCCAAUCAGCUCCACAAGAUACUCUCACAUCCAGUGAUGUGUCAUCCCACAAGUCACAACAUGGUGAUCAACGAACCGGCAUAAAAAUCAGUGGCAAUAGCUUUCUCGUGCCAACUGUACAUUCAGAUCAGCCAGAGAAGCAGCAACACCUGCCAUCCCAUUCAUCUAGCAAGUCUGACACUGAUAUCAGUAGGAAAAGUAGUGGAGCAAUUGCUGAUAGUGCAGUAUCUCAAUCUCUGACUACAAAUAAUGUCCCGAACUUUUUAAUUCCAACGAAUUUUGCCCUGUUUCCUCCAGGGAAAAUGAGUGGUGGUGCAAUAGGCAAUAAACAUGGUGAUCCACAGAAGCAGGGAUCUAACAGUAGAGUUGACGUCAUCCCUCAAGCAUUUUCCUUGUCAUUUGGUUCAAAUGCUUCUACAACUACAGCAAUUAACUUCUCAUCCAUUGCACAAAAUUCUGCCAUCUUCCAGAUGCUUCCUGACAUGGCUCAGUAUGGGUAUCAGAUGGCACCUACUGCCCAAAUGGUGCAACAACCUAAGAAUUCGCAGGUACCAGAAGGAAAAACUACACCUGCUUCAAAUAAUACUGUUGAUCGACAAAAAGUUAUAUUGGGGAAGCCUCCGAGAAGUGGUAAAUCUAUCGUGGGAACUUCAGUUUUUGAUGGUUCAUCUCGAACAGUCAAUUUUCUCCCUAUACCCGUUGCUGGAAAUCAACCUAUUCCUUCAUCCUCAGCUGCAAUCACAUAUUUUGAUUCUGUUAACGAACUAAAUUCAGGACAGCGCCAGACCCAGCAGCAACUGAUACAUCUUCAGAGGCAGCAAAUGCAGCUGAUUGGUCACAUUAAGGAACCAACAUUUGUCCCUGGUACUUUUAUUACUAGCAGUGUCCCAAAUAACAACCGUGUUAGCUCACAAAUUUCUGUGCAUCAGAACAAUUCAUCCCUGUCUACUCCAUGGCACAACUUGCCUAGAACAACGGUUCCAGGAGUUUCAUCUGCACCUGCUACUUCUAGCCUCGUAAACAUUCCCCAGCGACAACCUAGAAAUUCUCAAGGCCAGACACAGAUAUCUUUCCAGAGUGGUUUAGACUCAGCUUCAGCAUUUCAAGGACAACAGUCGGUAAACGAUCCAGCAGGAUCCUCAACAGUUGGAUCUCCAUCUAAUUCUCCUGUUUCAAAAAGCACGGAGCCUUCUCCAAAUGGACCGAGCCAGAAAUCCUCCCCAGCUUGUGGAAGGAAUGUACCGCCAAUUUUAAGCACGUGCCCAGGCCAACUGUCAGAGCUCAAGUACUGA